Choloepus didactylus (southern two-toed sloth) is the source of this 528-nucleotide messenger RNA. Its product is annotated as keratin-associated protein 9-3-like. Gene Ontology annotation, cellular component: keratin filament. The transcript has 2 exons. Bases 1 to 528 code for a protein of 175 amino acids. NCBI's taxonomy places the organism in Eukaryota, Metazoa, Chordata, Mammalia, Pilosa, Megalonychidae. The record is from RefSeq and is a predicted model, not a curated record.
AUGACACAUUCCUGCUGCUCUCCUUGCUGCCAGCCCACCUGCUGUAGGACCACCUGCUGCCAGCCCACCUGCUGUGGGUCCAGCUCUUGCGGAUCCAGCUGCUGCCAGCCUUGCUGCCACCCAACUUGCUGUCAGACCACCUGCUGUAGGACCACCUGCUGCCAGCCAACUUGUGGGACCAGCUGCUGCCACCCUUCCUGUUGCACCACUCCCUGCUGCCAGUCCACCUGCUGUGGGUCCAGUUCCUGUGGCCAAACCUGCUGCGGGUCCAGCUGCUCUCAGCCUUGCUCUUGCAGUGGCCCCGUGUACUGCUCAAGAACCUGCUACCAACCAACGUGUUGCUGCGUGCCUGGUUGCCUAACCAAUAGCUGUGGAACCAGCUGCUGCCAGCCUUGCUGCCAGCCCACCUGCUGUGGGUCCAGCUGCUGCCAGCCUUGCUGCCAACCAGUCCGCUAUCAGACCACCUGCUGUAGGACCACCUGCUGUCAGCCAACUUGUGUGACCAGCUGCUGCCGCCCUUCUUGUUAA